Molecule: messenger RNA, 2956 nt
Organism: Penaeus vannamei (Pacific white shrimp)
Lineage: Eukaryota; Metazoa; Arthropoda; Malacostraca; Decapoda; Penaeidae
Source: RefSeq, a predicted model, not a curated record
AUGAUUGGUCGGACGGCUCGCGCUUAUCCAAUCAGCAGCCUGGGGGCCUCGGCAGAUUUCUGUUUUACGAAGGAAGACAAACAGCCCGGGAACCAGGGGGAGGCCGGUGGCCCCUCCGUCCCCGGCCCCCCUCGCCUCCUCGGUCCCCUCGGGGCAAUGCAAUCAUGUGAACACUUCCGCGGACACUCUUCAGGUGAGGAUGGAAGGCCCGCUGUUCACACAGGAAAUGGCAAAUUUGGACGUAAUAGGUCGGCACUGAGCGAGUAUGUGAGCCGAUACGAGGUGUUGCGCUACAACCCGGAGCAGGUCCACCGCGACCAUGAGCGUGUCAAGAGGUCACUGUAUAAAGAUGAAGAGCUGACCAUAGCAUUUGCCUCCCAUGGACGGUCAUUUCACCUGCGACUGAAGCGGGACACACAGACGAUCAGUCCAUAUGUCAAAGUAGAAGUUCCACCCAGAUUAGAAGGGCUGGAUUUUAACCACCUUUAUGAAGGGACAGUUGAAGCUGAUCCCGGAUCAAAGGUCUGGGGAAGCGUUAGAGGAGGAGUGUUUGAAGGAGUCAUAGAUAGUGGGCGGGAUGGUGUAUACUAUGUAGAGCGAGCAAACAAGUAUUUCCCUCGCCACAAUGCAACAUCCUCGGGCUUCCACUCCCUCAUAUACCACGACAACCAUGUGGAGGACCCAUAUGCCCGGGUGCGUUCUGGGCAUUCCUCGGGAUGUGGUAUAACAGAUGACGUAGCAGCAUGGAUGGACCGUGUUCAAAACUCUGCAGAUCCUGUAGAGGAAAAGGAGGAGGCUAGUAAACAGUACCAACAAACUCCGGCUCAUCUGCUUAGUCAGUAUAAGUACAAAAAAUGGCUAGACUCUCAUGAUAAUUACAAAACAAGUGAAGAAGAAGAUGGAGUUUCAGAUUUCUAUGAAACCAUCUUGGACGAUUACCAUAAUAAGUACAGUGCGCAAGCAAACAGUCGAACGAAGAGAGCAGUUGGAAUGGGUGUUGGAGAAGACAACAAAGGGACAUGCUCUCUCUCAAUCCAAACAGAUCCCAUGUUAUGGCACCAUAUAUACAAACAGGAGGAGAAUGAUCCCAUCAGGACACGGGACGAGAUUACAGCAAUGAUCUCACAACAUAUCAAAGCCAUCAAUAAUAUCUACGGCAAUGUAAAAUUUGAAGGAAAAUACAAGCACAGGAACAUACGAUUUGAAGUGCAGAGAAUCAAGAUUGAUAAUGACGAGCCUUGCCGUCCCAACUGGACAGGAGAACCAAACAAAUUCUGUAAAGCCAAUGUGGAUGUGAGCAACUUCCUGAACCUACAUUCCCAAAAGAAGCAUGAUGACUUCUGUCUUGCUUACGUGUUCACAUUUAGGGAUUUCACAGGUGGUACCCUUGGCUUAGCCUGGGUUGCUUCUCCAUCAGGUGCCUCUGGUGGUAUUUGUGAAAAGUACAAGACCUAUACAGAGAACCUGGGAGGUUUCCGUCACUCUGAAAAGAGAUCCCUCAACACUGGUAUAAUCACAUUCCUCAACUACAACUCUCGAGUUCCUCCAAAGGUCUCACAACUAACAUUGGCUCACGAGAUUGGUCAUAAUUUUGGCUCACCACACGACUUUCCUGAGACGUGUAAGCCUGGAGGUCUGCUGGGGAACUACAUUAUGUUCUCCUCUGCUACCAGUGGAGAUCGGCCAAAUAAUGACAAGUUUUCUCAGUGCUCCAUUCGUAAUAUAUCACUGGUUCUUGAUGCCAUAUCGGAAAAGAGAAGAACAAAUUGUUUCUCAACCAACAAUGGUGCCUUCUGCGGAAAUAAGAUCGUUGAAGAAGGGGAAGAAUGUGACUGUGGUUAUGAUGAUGAGGAAUGUGAAGAAAAGUGUUGUUAUCCACUCAAGAUUUCUCAGAAUGAUAAGAUGCAGAAUUCAUCUGCAAGAGAGUGUAGACGCAGAAAGAACACACAGUGCAGUCCAAGUGAAGGCCCUUGCUGUAGCAGAGAUCGCUGUGCGUAUGUGACACAUAAUGCCCGAGUUCAGUGCCAUUCUGAAACAGACUGUGAGGAGUCAGUGUAUUGCAAUGGUCGCAUGGCACAGUGCCCAUCCCCCAGGAAGAAGCGAGAUCACAAGCAAUGCAAUGAAGGCACAAAGGUCUGCAUAAAAGGAAAAUGUAGUGGAUCCAUAUGUCUUGCACACAAGUUGAUGGAGUGCUUCCUCACAUCAGACCGUGUGAAAGACAAAAAGAAGCUGUGUGAAAUUGCCUGUCAAGAAGGCAAUGACACUUCCACUUGUAAAUCUACUUCAGAACUAAAGCAUAUCUUUGGUGAACCUGUAUUUAUGAGACCUGGAGCUCCAUGUAAUAACUUCCAGGGUUAUUGCGAUGUCUUCCAAAAAUGUCGUGCAGUGGAUGCUGAGGGACCGCUUGCAAGACUCAAGAACCUGCUCUUCAAUCAGGACACGCUUAACAGUGUUGCUGAGUGGAUCACACAAUACUGGUAUGGUGUGAUGAUGCUUGGUGUUGGCUUUGUGGUCUUCAUGGGCAUUUUCAUCAAGUGCUGCGCCGUGCACACCCCAUCCAGCAACCCUCGCAAACCUCCAGCACGAUCCAUCACAGAAACCCUACGUAGACCUGUCAGCACUCUCAGAAGAGUCAAACGACAUCGCCAAGGCCCGAGCCCAAACGCCCAGGGUGCCCCGGGCCCCAGUCACCAUCAUCACCACCACCUUCAUCACCACAACCAGCCUGGACCAUCUCGCCAUAGUGGGGGGGCAGCUGCAGCAGUGCCCGAACGACCAAAGGGAGGAGCCAAGAGGUCUAGUCGGGCAUACAGUGAUGAUCCACCGCCACCUUACCCUGGGAAUCCCAGACCUCUAAGCUCUUCUAAUCCAGGAAAUUCUGUCACACCAGUCAAUCGUAGUGGCCCUACCCGUCAUGGCUAUGGUGAGGGCCGGGGACACUAUAACAGACCCAAAG